Lemur catta (Ring-tailed lemur) is the source of this 12465-nucleotide messenger RNA. It is a transcript of the gene NF1, whose product is annotated as neurofibromin 1. The record is from RefSeq and is a predicted model, not a curated record. Lineage: Eukaryota; Metazoa; Chordata; Mammalia; Primates; Lemuridae. The coding region runs from base 383 to 8908 and encodes 2841 amino acids. The transcript is spliced from 58 exons. Gene Ontology annotation, biological process: regulation of GTPase activity.
CUCUAGCUCGCUCGCUCUCCCUCUCCCCGGGCCGUGGAAAGGAUCCCACUUCCGGUGGGGUGUCAUGGCGGCGUCUCGGACUGUGAUGGCUGUGGGGAGACGGAGCUAGUGGGGAGAGCGACCAAGAGGCCCCCUCCCCUCCCCCGGGUCCCCCUUCCCCCGCCCCCUCCCCCCAGCCUCCUUGCCAACGCCCCCUUCCCCUCUCCCCCUCCCGGCUCGGCGCUGACCCCUCGUCCCCACCCCCGUGGGAACGUUCGGAGCCUGCACUCCUCAGACCCUCUCGUCUUCGCUUCCUUCACCUCAGCCCCCGCUCCCCGCCCUCUUCUCGGCCCAGGGCGCCGGCCGACCCUUUCCUCCGCCGCCCCCCGGCCGCGGGGAGGACAUGGCCGCGCACAGGCCGGUGGAAUGGGUCCAGGCCGUGGUCAGCCGCUUCGACGAGCAGCUUCCGAUAAAAACAGGACAGCAGAACACACACACCAAAGUCAGUACUGAACACAACAAGGAAUGUCUAAUCAAUAUUUCCAAAUACAAGUUUUCUUUGGUUAUAAGUGGCCUCACUACUAUCCUAAAGAAUGUUAACAAUAUGAGAAUAUUUGGAGAAGCUGCUGAAAAAAAUUUAUAUCUCUCUCAGUUGAUUAUAUUGGAUACACUGGAAAAAUGUCUUGCUGGGCAACCAAAGGACACAAUGAGAUUAGAUGAAACAAUGCUGGUCAAACAGUUGCUGCCAGAAAUCUGCCAUUUUCUUCACACCUGUCGUGAAGGAAACCAACAUGCAGCUGAACUUCGGAAUUCUGCCUCUGGAGUUUUAUUUUCCCUCAGUUGCAACAACUUUAAUGCAGUCUUUAGUCGAAUUUCUACCAGGUUACAGGAAUUGACUGUUUGUUCAGAAGACAAUGUUGAUGUUCAUGAUAUAGAGUUGUUACAGUACAUUAAUGUGGAUUGUGCAAAAUUAAAACGACUCCUGAAGGAAACAGCAUUUAAAUUUAAAGCCCUAAAGAAGGUUGCACAGUUAGCAGUUAUAAAUAGCCUAGAAAAGGCAUUUUGGAACUGGGUAGAAAAUUAUCCAGAUGAAUUUACAAAGCUAUACCAGAUUCCACAGACUGAUAUGGCUGAGUGUGCAGAAAAACUGUUUGACUUGGUGGAUGGUUUUGCUGAAAGCACCAAACGUAAAGCAGCAGUUUGGCCGCUACAAAUCAUUCUCCUUAUCUUGUGUCCAGAAAUAAUCCAGGAUAUAUCCAAGGAUGUGGUUGAUGAAAACAACAUGAAUAAGAAGUUGUUUCUGGACAGUCUACGAAAAGCACUUGCUGGCCAUGGAGGAAGUAGGCAGCUGACAGAAAGUGCUGCAAUUGCCUGUGUCAAACUGUGUAAAGCAAGUACUUACAUCAAUUGGGAAGAUAACUCUGUCAUUUUCCUACUGGUUCAGUCCAUGGUGGUUGAUCUUAAGAACCUACUUUUUAAUCCAAGUAAACCAUUCUCAAGAGGUAGUCAGCCUGCAGAUGUGGAUCUAAUGAUUGACUGCCUUGUUUCUUGCUUUCGUAUAAGCCCUCACAACAACCAACACUUUAAGAUCUGCCUGGCUCAGAAUUCACCUUCUACAUUUCACUAUGUGCUGGUAAAUUCACUCCAUCGAAUCAUCACCAAUUCUGCGUUGGAUUGGUGGCCUAAGAUUGAUGCCGUAUAUUGUCAUUCAGUUGAGCUUCGAAAUAUGUUUGGUGAAACACUGCAUAAAGCAGUGCAAGGCUGCGGAGCGCACCCAGCAAUACGAAUGGCACCGAGUCUUACAUUUAAAGAAAAAGUAACAAGCCUUAAAUUUAAAGAAAAACCUACAGAUUUGGAGACAAGAAGCUAUAAAUAUCUUCUUUUGUCCAUGGUAAAACUAAUUCAUGCAGAUCCAAAGCUCUUGCUUUGUAAUCCAAGAAAACAGGGGCCUGAAACCCAAGGCAGUACAGCGGAGUUAAUUACAGGGCUGGUCCAACUGGUCCCUCAGUCACACAUGCCAGAGAUUGCUCAGGAAGCAAUGGAGGCUCUGCUUGUUCUUCAUCAGUUAGAUAGCAUUGAUUUGUGGAAUCCUGAUGCUCCUGUAGAAACAUUUUGGGAGAUUAGCUCACAAAUGCUUUUUUACAUCUGCAAGAAAUUAACUAGCCAUCAAAUGCUUAGUAGCACAGAAAUUCUCAAGUGGUUGCGAGAAAUUUUGAUCUGCAGGAAUAAAUUUCUUCUUAAAAAUAAGCAGGCAGACAGAAGUUCCUGUCACUUUCUCUUCCCUUAUGGAGUAGGAUGUGAUGUUCCUUCUACUGGAAAUACCAGUCAAAUGUCCAUGGAUCAUGAAGAGUUACUACGUACCUGUACUCCUGGAGCCUCUGUCCGAAAGGGAAAAGGAAACUCCUCCAUGGAUAGUGCAGCAGGAUGCAGCGGAACCCCACCAAUAUGCCGACAAGCCCAGACCAAACUAGAAGUGGCACUGUACAUGUUUCUGUGGAGCCCUGACACUGAAGCUGUUUUGGUUGCCAUGUCCUGUUUCCGCCACCUCUGUGAGGAAGCAGAUAUCCGGUGUGGGGUGGAUGAAGUGUCCGUGCACAACUUCUUGCCCAACUAUAACACAUUCAUGGAGUUUGCCUCUGUCAGCAAUAUGAUGUCAACAGGGAGAGCAGCACUUCAGAAAAGAGUAAUGGCACUGCUAAGGCGCAUUGAGCAUCCCACUGCAGGAAACACUGAGGCUUGGGAAGAUACACAUACAAAAUGGGAACAAGCUACAAAACUAAUCCUUAAUUAUCCAAAAGCCAAAAUGGAAGAUGGCCAGGCUGCUGAAAGCCUUCACAAGACCAUUGUUAAGAGGCGAAUGUCCCAUGUGAGUGGAGGAGGAUCCAUAGAUUUGUCUGACACAGAUUCCCUACAGGAAUGGAUCAACAUGACUGGCUUCCUUUGUGCCCUUGGGGGAGUGUGCCUGCAGCAGAGAAGCAAUUCUGGCCUGGCAACCUAUAGCCCACCCAUGGGCCCAGUCAGUGAACGUAAGGGUUCUAUGAUUUCAGUGAUGUCCUCAGAGGGAAAUGCAGAUACACCUGUCAGCAAAUUUAUGGAUCGGCUGUUGUCCUUAAUGGUGUGUAACCAUGAGAAAGUGGGACUUCAAAUACGGACCAACAUUAAGGAUCUGGUGGGUCUAGAAUUGAGUCCUGCUCUUUAUCCAAUGCUGUUUAACAAGUUGAAGAAUACCAUCAGCAAGUUUUUUGACUCCCAAGGACAGGUUUUAUUGACUGACACCAAUACUCAAUUUGUAGAGCAAACCAUAGCUAUAAUGAAGAACUUACUAGAUAAUCAUACUGAAGGCAGCUCUGAACAUCUGGGGCAAGCUAGCAUUGAAACAAUGAUGUUAAAUCUGGUCAGAUACGUUCGUGUGCUUGGGAAUAUGGUCCAUGCAAUUCAAAUAAAAACCAAACUAUGUCAGUUGGUUGAAGUAAUGAUGGCAAGGAGAGAUGACCUCUCAUUUUGUCAAGAGAUGAAAUUUAGAAAUAAGAUGGUAGAAUACUUGACAGACUGGGUCAUGGGAACAUCAAACCAAGCAGCAGAUGAUGAUGUAAAAUGUCUUACAAGAGAUUUGGACCAGGCAAGCAUGGAAGCAGUAGUUUCUCUCCUAGCUGGUCUCCCACUGCAGCCUGAGGAAGGAGAUGGUGUGGAAUUGAUGGAAGCCAAAUCACAGUUAUUUCUUAAAUACUUCACGUUGUUUAUGAACCUUUUGAAUGACUGUAGUGAAGUUGAAGAUGAAAAUGCACAAACAGGUGGCAGGAAACGUGGCAUGUCCCGGAGGCUGGCAUCACUGAGGCACUGUACAGUACUUGCAAUGUCAAACUUACUCAAUGCUAAUGUGGACAGUGGCCUCAUGCACUCCAUAGGUUUAGGUUAUCACAAGGAUCUCCAGACAAGAGCUACAUUUAUGGAAGUUCUGACAAAAAUCCUUCAACAAGGCACAGAAUUUGACACACUUGCAGAAACAGUAUUGGCAGAUCGUUUUGAGAGACUGGUGGAAUUGGUCACAAUGAUGGGUGAUCAGGGAGAGCUCCCUAUAGCUAUGGCUCUGGCCAACGUGGUCCCUUGUUCUCAGUGGGAUGAACUAGCUCGGGUUCUGGUUACUCUAUUUGAUUCUCGACAUUUACUCUACCAACUGCUCUGGAACAUGUUUUCUAAGGAAGUAGAAUUGGCAGACUCCAUGCAGACUCUUUUCCGAGGCAACAGCUUGGCCAGUAAAAUAAUGACAUUCUGUUUCAAGGUAUAUGGUGCUACCUACCUACAAAAACUUCUGGAUCCUUUAUUACGAAUUGUUAUCACAUCUUCUGAUUGGCAACAUGUAAGCUUUGAAGUGGAUCCUACCAGGUUAGAACCAUCAGAGAGCCUUGAGGAAAACCAGCGGAACCUUCUUCAAAUGACUGAAAAGUUCUUCCAUGCCAUCAUCAGUUCCUCCUUAGAAUUCCCCCCUCAGCUUCGAAGUGUGUGCCAUUGUUUAUACCAGGCAACUUGCCACUCCCUACUGAAUAAAGCUACAGUAAAAGAAAAAAAGGAAAACAAAAAAUCAGUGGUUAGCCAGCGUUUCCCUCAGAACAGCAUCGGUGCAGUAGGAAGUGCCAUGUUCCUCAGAUUUAUCAAUCCUGCCAUUGUCUCACCGUAUGAAGCAGGGAUUUUAGAUAAAAAGCCACCACCUAGAAUCGAAAGGGGCUUGAAGUUAAUGUCAAAGAUACUUCAGAGUAUUGCCAAUCAUGUUCUCUUUACAAAAGAAGAGCAUAUGCGGCCUUUUAAUGAUUUUGUGAAAAGCAACUUUGAUGCAGCUCGAAGGUUUUUCCUUGAUAUAGCAUCUGAUUGCCCUACAAGUGAUGCCGUAAAUCAUAGUCUUUCCUUCAUUAGUGAUGGCAAUGUGCUUGCUUUACAUCGUCUACUCUGGAACAAUCAAGAGAAAAUUGGCCAGUAUCUUUCCAGCAACAGGGAUCAUAAAGCUGUUGGAAGACGACCUUUUGAUAAGAUGGCAACACUUCUUGCAUACCUCGGUCCUCCGGAGCACAAACCUGUGGCAGAUACACACUGGUCCAGCCUUAAUCUUACCAGUUCGAAGUUUGAGGAAUUUAUGACUAGGCAUCAGGUGCAUGAAAAAGAAGAGUUCAAGGCUUUGAAAACGCUAAGUAUUUUCUACCAAGCUGGGACUUCCAAAGCUGGGAAUCCUAUUUUUUAUUAUGUUGCACGGAGGUUCAAAACUGGGCAAAUCAAUGGUGAUUUGCUGAUAUAUCAUGUCUUGCUGACCUUAAAGCCAUAUUAUGCAAAGCCAUAUGAAAUUGUAGUGGACCUUACCCAUACUGGGCCUAGUAAUCGCUUUAAAACAGACUUUCUCUCCAAGUGGUUUGUUGUUUUUCCUGGCUUUGCUUAUGACAAUGUCUCUGCAGUGUAUAUCUAUAAUUGUAACUCCUGGGUCAGGGAGUACACCAAAUAUCAUGAGCGGCUGCUGACUGGCCUCAAAGGUAGCAAAAGGCUCGUUUUCAUAGACUGUCCUGGGAAACUGGCUGAGCACAUAGAGCAUGAACAACAGAAACUACCAGCUGCCACCUUGGCUUUAGAAGAGGACCUGAAGGUAUUCCACAAUGCUCUCAAGCUAGCUCACAAAGACACCAAAGUUUCUAUUAAAGUUGGUUCUACUGCUGUUCAAGUAACCUCAGCAGAGCGAACAAAAGUCCUAGGGCAAUCAGUCUUUCUAAAUGAUAUCUAUUAUGCCUCGGAAAUUGAAGAGAUCUGCCUAGUGGAUGAGAACCAGUUCACUUUAACCAUCGCAAACCAGGGCACACCACUCACCUUCAUGCACCAGGAGUGUGAAGCCAUCGUCCAGUCUAUCAUUCAUAUCCGGACCCGCUGGGAGUUGUCGCAGCCUGACUCCAUCCCCCAGCACACCAAGAUUCGGCCAAAAGAUGUCCCUGGGACACUGCUUAAUAUUGCAUUACUUAAUUUAGGCAGUUCAGAUCCUAGUUUACGGUCAGCUGCCUAUAAUCUUCUGUGUGCCUUAACUUGUACCUUUAAUUUAAAAAUCGAGGGCCAGUUACUAGAGACAUCAGGUUUAUGUAUCCCUGCCAACAACACCCUCUUUAUUGUCUCUAUUAGUAAGACACUGGCAGCCAAUGAGCCACACCUCACGUUAGAAUUUUUGGAAGAGUGCAUUUCUGGAUUUAGCAAAUCUAGUAUUGAAUUGAAACAUCUUUGUUUGGAAUAUAUGACUCCAUGGCUGUCAAAUCUAGUCCGUUUUUGUAAGCAUAAUGAUGAUGCCAAACGACAAAGAGUUACUGCUAUUCUUGAUAAGCUGAUAACAAUGACCAUAAAUGAAAAACAGAUGUACCCUUCUAUUCAAGCAAAAAUAUGGGGAAGCCUUGGGCAGAUUACAGAUCUGCUUGAUGUUGUACUAGACAGUUUCAUCAAAACUAGUGCAACGGGUGGCUUGGGAUCAAUAAAAGCUGAGGUGAUGGCAGAUACUGCUGUAGCUUUGGCUUCUGGAAAUGUGAAAUUGGUUUCAAGCAAGGUUAUUGGAAGGAUGUGCAAAAUAAUUGACAAGACAUGCUUAUCUCCAACUCCUACUUUAGAACAACAUCUUAUGUGGGAUGAUAUUGCCAUUUUAGCACGCUACAUGCUGAUGCUGUCCUUCAACAAUUCCCUUGAUGUGGCAGCUCAUCUCCCCUACCUGUUCCACGUUGUUACUUUCUUAGUAGCCACAGGUCCACUCUCCCUUAGAGCUUCCACACAUGGAUUGGUCAUUAAUAUCAUUCACUCUCUGUGUACUUGUUCACAGCUUCAUUUCAGUGAAGAGACCAAGCAAGUUUUGAGACUCAGUCUAACAGAGUUCUCAUUACCCAAAUUUUAUUUGCUGUUUGGCAUUAGCAAAGUCAAGUCAGCUGCUGUUAUUGCCUUCCGUUCCAGUUACCGGGACAGGUCAUUCUCUCCUGGCUCCUAUGAGAGGGAGACUUUUGCUUUGACAUCCUUGGAAACAGUCACAGAAGCUUUGUUGGAGAUCAUGGAGGCAUGUAUGAGAGAUAUUCCAACGUGCAAGUGGCUGGACCAGUGGACAGAAUUAGCUCAAAGAUUUGCCUUCCAAUAUAAUCCAUCUCUGCAACCAAGAGCUCUUGUUGUCUUUGGCUGUAUUAGCAAACGAGUGUCUCAUGGGCAGAUAAAGCAGAUUAUCCGUAUUCUUAGCAAGGCACUUGAAAGUUGCUUAAAAGGACCCGAUACUUACAACAGUCAAGUUCUGAUAGAAGCUACAGUAAUAGCACUAACCAAAUUACAGCCACUUCUUAAUAAGGACUCCCCCCUGCACAAAGCCCUCUUUUGGGUAGCUGUGGCCGUACUGCAGCUCGAUGAGGUCAACUUGUAUUCAGCAGGUACUGCACUUCUUGAACAAAACCUACACACCUUAGAUAGUCUCCGGAUAUUCAAUGACAAGAGUCCAGAGGAAGUAUUUAUGGCAAUCCGGAAUCCUCUGGAAUGGCAUUGCAAGCAGAUGGAUCAUUUUGUUGGACUCAAUUUCAACUCUAACUUUAACUUUGCACUGGUUGGACAUCUCUUAAAAGGGUACAGGCAUCCUUCACCUGCCAUUGUUGCAAGAACAGUCAGAAUUUUGCAUACACUACUAACUUUGGUUAACAAACAUAGAAAUUGUGACAAAUUUGAAGUGAAUACACAGAGCGUGGCUUACUUAGCAGCUUUACUCACAGUGUCUGAAGAGGUUCGAAGUCGCUGCAGCCUAAAACAUAGAAAGUCACUACUUCUCACUGAUAUUUCAAUGGAAAAUGUUCCUAUGGAUACAUAUCCCAUCCAUCAUGGCGACCCCACCUAUAGGACACUAAAGGAGAAUCAGCCAUGGUCUUCUCCCAAAGGUUCUGAAGGGUACCUUGCAGCCACCUAUCCAACUGUGGGCCAGACCAGUCCCCGAGCCAGGAAAUCCAUGAGCUUGGACAUGGGGCAGCCUUCUCAGGCCAACACUAAGAAGCUGCUUGGAACAAGGAAAAGUUUUGAUCACUUGAUAUCCGACACAAAGGCUCCUAAAAGGCAAGAAAUGGAAUCAGGGAUCACAACACCCCCCAAAAUGAGGAGAGUAGCAGAAACUGAUUAUGAAAUGGAAACUCAGAGGAUUUCCUCAUCACAACAGCACCCACACUUACGUAAAGUUUCAGUUUCUGAAUCAAAUGUUCUCUUGGAUGAAGAAGUACUUACUGAUCCGAAGAUCCAAGCGCUGCUUCUUACUGUUCUAGCUACACUGGUAAAAUAUACCACAGAUGAGUUUGAUCAACGAAUUCUUUAUGAAUACUUAGCGGAGGCCAGUGUUGUGUUUCCCAAGGUUUUUCCUGUUGUGCACAAUUUGUUGGACUCUAAGAUCAACACCCUGUUGUCAUUGUGCCAAGAUCCAAAUUUGUUAAAUCCGAUCCACGGAAUUGUGCAGAGUGUGGUAUACCAUGAAGAGUCCCCACCACAAUACCAAACAUCUUACCUGCAAAGUUUUGGUUUUAAUGGCUUAUGGAGGUUUGCAGGACCCUUUUCAAAGCAAACACAAAUCCCAGACUAUGCUGAGCUUAUUGUUAAGUUUCUUGAUGCCUUGAUUGACACGUACUUGCCUGGAAUUGAUGAAGAAACCAGUGAGGAGUCCCUCCUGACACCCACAUCUCCUUACCCUCCUGCACUGCAGAGCCAGCUUAGUAUCACUGCCAACCUUAACCUCUCUAAUUCCAUGACCUCACUUGCAACUUCCCAGCAUUCCCCAGGAAUCGACAAGGAGAACGUUGAACUCUCCCCUUCCACUGGCCACUGCAACAGUGGACGAACUCGCCACGGAUCCGCAAGCCAAGUGCAGAAGCAAAGAAGCGCUGGCAGUUUCAAACGUAAUAGCAUUAAGAAGAUCGUGUGAAGCUUUCUUUCUUUCUUUUUUUAAACCAACUUAACAUGGGCUCUUCACUAGUGACUCCUUCCCUAGCCUUGCCCCAUCCCUCCAUGUUGUGAUGCUGCACUUCCUGUUUUAUAAUGAACCCAUCCGGUCUGCCAUGUUGCCAGAUGAUCAACUCCCGAAGCAUUGCCUAAAUUUAAUGCUGCUUUUUUUUUUUCUUUAACUUUUUUUUCUUCUUCUUUUGGCGUGUAUCUGGUGUAUGCAAGUGUUCAGAACAACUGUAAAGAAAGUGGGAGGUCAGGAAACUUGAACUGAGAACAUCCCAACUGUGAGAGGAUGAGAGAGAGCGCCGAAUCCUAACCACUAGACCACCAGGGAGCGACGAUUGUGAGAGGAUGAAUUCUUGAAUACCGCUACUACAGGCCGUCUAUGAAAGCCAUUUGCACAGAGCUCUGCCUUCUCUGGUUUCCCCUUCUUCAUAUAAAGUAAAGUGUUAGUCUUAUUUACACACUUUUCAAGAUAGAAGUUUAUGGGAAAAAUAAUAUUAUAACCCCAGUAUGCUUAAUCUUUUAGCUGUGGACUUUUUUUAACCUUAUAAAUCUGAAAGAACCAUAGAGGUCAAGCCUCAGUGACUUGACACCGUAAAGCCACAGGUGAGGUACUUUGGGGGGCGGGGGAUUUAGUAUUUUGUAGUGGAUUCUUAAGAAGUACUAACACUUGAGUAUUAGCAAUAAUGACAGGAAAAUAAGCGUGACCACAUCUAUCUUAAUCUUACUAAAUUAAAUCUACGGGUUCUGAGGCCUUAUCCAAACUCAGUCAUCCAAAUUAGUUUUUUUCUCUCCAGUUGAUUAUCUUUUAAUCUUUAUGCUAAAAGUUGUUUCUUUGUUUUUGUGUUUUAUAAGCCAAAACUAUACUAAGUAUAGUAGUUAUACAUUUUUCCCCUCUUCUUCCUUUCUAAAUAAUUCUGAGCAGGGUAAUCAGUGAACAAAGUGUUGAAAAUUGUUCCCAGAAGGUAAUUUUCAUAGAUGUUUACAUUAGCUCCAUAGAAAAAUGGAAUGGUACGUGACAUUUAGAGUAGCUGAUACUUUUGUUAAAUAAUUUUCCAUGAAACAUAGAGUAUGGUGUAUAUUAUCAUAAAUUUCUUUGAUAAGAUAUAUUUUAAAAUGUCUUUAAUUUUCCCACUCCCCUCCAAAAAAUCAGGAAUCUCUUUAGCAAAACAUUUGGGUUCUAUAUGAUAGAAUUACAUCCAAUCACUGUGAAAAGACUGGUGAGCCUGCAUUAGUAUAGACAAUAGGGGGCCUUAGAGUUGCUGCUAUACUGAACCGUAUGGAUUAUCUUGGCGUUGGAAUUUCCAUAGUAAUGCAGAUCGAGUUUCUUUGUGGUACCUGCAGUGUGCAAAAUAAUUUGACUUUAGUAUCUGGAUAUUCCAAUUCAGAAUGAAUGAAACCAUAUUUAUUACAAAAGAUAUCCCCCUACUCCCAGGUUCCCUUUGUAUGUUAAGAUAUAAUGGCUUUGGGAGGGGAAAAAAGAAACCUAGGGGAGAGGGGAGUUUCCUGUAGUGCUAUUUCACCAGUGGAUUUCAGUAAAUUCCACAGCUAACUCAAUAAAAAAUGGUACAUUUAAGUGUUCUGAUUUUAAUAAUAUAACACAUUUCACAUUUAUCCACACAGUAACAAUGUAAUAUGUUAAUGUAAAUAAAAUUUCUUUUGAUAUUCAGAAAUAACAAGAACUUAAUUUUUUUAAUUUGUUUACUGUCCUGGGAAAAGUAAAAAUCAUUUGCCAAAAUAAAAGGAAAAAAACACCUUAGUAUUAAUAGUGAUUUUAGCAUAGAAUUGUUGGAAAAUAUUAAAGACAGGUGCAAUUAACUAAAUGUUUGUUUUUAACUAUUGUAGAGGCUGCAUUAGAAGAAAGUGUUUGUAAUAACAGAGUAACUAAGGAGGUAAAGAGAGAUUAGAACUGAGUUUAGAAACAAUCAGUAACCUAGUGCCAAGAAUGCCAGUAUCUUUGCUCUUCACAGCUCCCUGCUUCCAGAAUAGGUGGCACAGCUUCUUGGCUCCUGGCAUAGCUGGCAAUGUGAGCCUUUUAUAGUUUUGGUUCAGUGUUUUUCCUCUUUUCAUUUGUUGGUUUGGUGCAUAUGAUGGUGGGUGUUAUGCUAUUUUGCUUCUCCCAUCAAAAUACAGAAACUUCCAAAAGUUUACUGUUAAAAAAUAUUGAUCUUUCCAUUAAAAGUUUACCAAGGUAUGCUAUUUUGUACCUCAUGAAAUGGUCAGCAUUGUACAAAUCAAAAUUGAGCCGCCUUUGAACAGCAAAAAUAAUUUUGACCAGUACAUCGUAGGAAUUUGGAAACAUACUAAGGUUUAGGUUUUACCUUGUUUAAGGAACUUCCAACUUUUGAGGAAAACCUAGCUUUCCAAAUAACUAAAAUGGACAUGAGUUAAAUCUCUCCCCAUUAUGUGUCCCUUGAGAAAUGAAAGAUUUUUUUUUAGUUCUCAUACCUGUAAUCUACAAAAGAAAUUCGGAAGUUCAGAGCAAGUUGGCCAUUUUGUAUAAUUUGAUGUAAGCUCUGUAAAGAACAUUAUAAGUAAAUUGUUUUGGGUUUGUGCCCUGACUUUUUAAAGAGGAAAACAGUAACUCAGUCAUGUUUUUGUCUUGCAUAAUCUACCUGUUAACACCAGUGCUCCUCCUGUCCUAAGGGCAUGCCCUUGUUUGCCAAGAUCAAGAUGCAGUUCACUAGCUUUGAGGGGAAGUGGCUAGAACUCUGGCUUCCAUUCACCCAGCGCCUGCUCAGGACGGAGCCCAGUGCCGAGGACACCACAGUGAACUGUCAGCUCCACCCCGGUGGACCAGUGUCCUAGUGGGGGAGACAGAGUGCAAGCCAGCAACCCUCCCAGAUUUGUAGGUUUUCAGUUUCAUUUUGGGUUUUUAUUUGGGUUUUUUAUUAUUAUUAUUUGGGUUUUGUUUUUUAUUUUUUUGGUUUUGUUUCUACAUCUCCCCUCCCUCCACCCCCUCCCCCUGCAUAAUGAGGCAUGUCUUAUUCAAUGUUAUGCAAUGAACUUAUACAAAAAUUCACUCUUAGUGUCAGCCACACAAUUUUUUUUAAUGCAGUAUAUUCACCUGUAAAUAGUUUGUGUAAAAUUUGACAGAAAAGUAUAUUUACUACACUGUAAAUACAUGUGAUGAUAUAUUGUAUUAUUUUGCUUUUUUGUAAAGCAGUUAGUUGCUGUACAUGGAUAACAAACAAAAAUUUGAUUAUUCUCGUGUUAGUAUUGUUAACUUCUUCCUGCGACUGCGUUACAUCAUUUAAAGAAAAUGCUGUGUAUUGUAAACUUACAUUGUAUAUGAUAACUUACUCUCCCUUCCAUUCGGGCCUAAACUUUGGCAGUUCCCUUGUCUACAACCUGGUUAAUAUUGUAAGCAACUGUACGCCAGCAGGAGAAAUACUGCCCAACAGACAGAAAUCGAUCAUUGUAGGGGAAAAUCGUAGAAAUCCGUCUCAGAUCAUUGUUGUUCCCCACCCCAUUUUCCUCCUUGUGUAUGUACUCAUCCCCCCCUUUUUUAAGUAAAAUGUAAAUUCAACCUGC